Messenger RNA from Heterocephalus glaber (naked mole-rat), 9760 nucleotides. The record is from RefSeq and is a predicted model, not a curated record. Lineage: Eukaryota; Metazoa; Chordata; Mammalia; Rodentia; Bathyergidae.
GGUCCGGUGCGGUCUCGGUCUCGCAGCUCGUGGCCGCUCCGCUCUAGCGCCCUGCGCCCCGCGCCUUACCUUCCGGGGCCAGCGGGCCGGGGAUGCGCGCGGUCCCCGGGAGCCAUGGUCCGCUUCGGGGACGAGCUGGGCGGCCGCUAUGGGGGCGCGAGCGGCGGGGAGCGGGCCCGGGGCGGCGGGGCCGGGGGCGCGGGCGGCCCAGGCCCCGGAGGGCUGCAGCCCGGCCAGCGGGUGCUCUACAAGCAGUCGAUCGCGCAGCGUGCGCGGACCAUGGCACUGUACAACCCCAUCCCGGUCAAGCAGAACUGCUUCACCGUCAACCGCUCGCUCUUCGUCUUCAGCGAGGACAACGUCGUCCGAAAAUACGCCAAGCGCAUCACCGAGUGGCCUCCUUUCGAGUACAUGAUCCUGGCCACCAUCAUCGCCAACUGCAUUGUGCUGGCUCUGGAGCAGCACCUCCCUGACGGCGACAAGACGCCCAUGUCCGAGCGCCUGGAUGACACAGAACCCUAUUUCAUUGGCAUUUUCUGCUUUGAGGCGGGGAUCAAGAUCAUCGCUCUGGGCUUCGUUUUCCACAAGGGCUCCUACCUUCGGAACGGCUGGAACGUCAUGGACUUCGUGGUGGUCCUCACAGGGAUCCUUGCCACGGCUGGAACUGACUUUGACCUGCGCACACUGAGGGCUGUGCGUGUGCUAAGGCCCCUGAAGCUGGUGUCUGGGAUCCCAAGUUUACAGGUGGUGCUCAAGUCCAUCAUGAAGGCCAUGGUUCCGCUGCUGCAGAUCGGGCUGCUUCUCUUCUUCGCCAUCCUCAUGUUUGCCAUCAUUGGCCUCGAGUUCUACAUGGGGAAAUUCCACAAGGCCUGUUUCCCCAACAGCACAGAUGCGGACCCUGUCGGUGACUUCCCCUGUGGCAAGGACGCCCCAGCCCGGCUUUGUGAGGGUGACACCGAGUGCCGGGAGUACUGGCCGGGACCCAACUUUGGCAUCACCAACUUUGACAACAUCCUGUUUGCCAUCUUGACCGUGUUCCAGUGCAUCACUAUGGAGGGCUGGACCGACAUCCUCUACAAUACAAAUGAUGCAGCUGGCAAUACCUGGAACUGGCUCUACUUCAUCCCUCUCAUCAUCAUUGGCUCCUUCUUCAUGCUCAACCUGGUGCUGGGAGUGCUCUCAGGAGAGUUUGCCAAGGAGCGAGAACGGGUGGAAAAUCGCCGCGCCUUCCUGAAGCUGCGCCGGCAGCAGCAGAUCGAGCGGGAGCUGAACGGGUACCUGGAGUGGAUCUUCAAGGCUGAGGAAGUCAUGCUGGCUGAGGAGGAUAAGAACGCGGAGGAGAAGUCCCCCUUGGAUGCAGUGUUGAAGAGAGCUGCCACCAAGAAGAGCCGAAACGACCUGAUCCAUGCAGAGGAGGGUGAGGACCGAUUUGCAGAUCUCUGUGCGGUCGGGUCCCCCUUCACCCGGACUAGCCUGAAGAGUGGAAAGACAGAGAGCUCGUCAUACUUUCGGAGGAAGGAGAAGAUGUUCCGGUUCUUCAUCCGACGCAUGGUGAAGGCGCAGAGCUUCUACUGGGUGGUGCUGUGUGUGGUGGCCCUGAAUACACUGUGUGUGGCCAUGGUGCACUACAACCAGCCGCAGCGGCUCACCACAGCACUGUACUUUGCAGAGUUUGUUUUCCUGGGUCUCUUCCUCACCGAGAUGUCCUUGAAGAUGUAUGGCCUGGGGCCCAGAAGCUACUUCCGGUCUUCCUUCAACUGCUUUGAUUUUGGGGUCAUCGUGGGGAGCAUUUUUGAAGUGGUGUGGGCUGCCAUCAAGCCAGGAACCUCCUUUGGGAUCAGCGUGCUGCGGGCACUCCGGUUGCUGAGGAUCUUCAAAGUCACAAAGUACUGGAACUCCCUGCGGAACCUGGUGGUGUCUCUGCUCAACUCCAUGAAGUCCAUCAUCAGCCUCCUGUUCCUGCUCUUCUUGUUCAUCGUGGUCUUUGCUCUGCUUGGGAUGCAGCUCUUUGGGGGACAGUUCAACUUUAAAGAUGAGACUCCAACAACCAACUUUGACACCUUUCCCGCUGCCAUCCUCACUGUCUUCCAGACUGGGCCAGACCAGGCGAUUGGUCCCAGUGAUGUUCACGACUGCCCCUUCUCACGUCUGCUCCCUCACGGCCCUCUUGCUGGGAGCCCUGCGUCCAUCCACUUGGUCACGGGCACACAGAGCCAGCUCUCCCAGAUCCUGACAGGAGAGGACUGGAAUGCAGUGAUGUAUCAUGGGAUCGAAUCGCAAGGUGGGGUCAGCAAAGGCAUGUUCUCCUCCUUUUACUUCAUCGUCCUGACGCUGUUUGGAAACUAUACCCUGCUGAAUGUCUUCCUGGCCAUAGCUGUGGACAACCUUGCCAACGCCCAGGAACUGACCAAGGAUGAAGAGGAGAUGGAAGAAGCAGCCAAUCAGAAGCUUGCCCUGCAGAAAGCCAAAGAAGUUGCUGAAGUCAGCCCCAUGUCUGCCGCCAACAUCUCCAUUGCUGCCUUUGUAAAGCAAACUCGAGGUACUGUAUCUCGCAGCUCAUCUGUCUCCAGCGUAAAUUCACCCAGGCAGCAGAACUCGGCCCGGGCACGGUCCGUGUGGGAGCAGCGAGCCAGCCAGCUGCGGCUACAGAACCUGCGGGCCAGCUGUGAGGCACUGUACAGUGAGAUGGACCCCGAGGAGCGACUACGGUAUGCCACCUCACGCCACUUGCGGCCCGACAUGAAGACGCACCUGGACCGGCCUCUGGUGGUGGAGCACAGCCGAGAUGGACCUCGGGGUCCCACCGGUGGCAAAGCCCAGUCCGAGGCCACGGAGGCUAUGGACCCACCUCGACGGCACCACCGGCACCGAGACAGGGACAAGGCCCCCACCACACUGCCCUCAGCCAGUGAGCAGGCCCAGGACCAGGCAGGUGCACAGAGAGCAGACCGGAUGGACGGCGCGGAGCCAGGGGCCCGGGGGGAGCAUGCGCGCCCCCGCCACAGCCGCAGCAAGGAGGCCACCGGUGGCCAGGAGGCCCGGGGGGAGCGCAGCCGGGGCCCUGAGGGCGGCAGGCGCCACCACCGCAUGCACCGGCAUGGGCCCGACCCGAGCAAGGACAAGGACAAGGACGGUCCUGUGGCCAAGGGCGAGCGGCGAGCUCGGCACCGGGGGCCCCGUGCAGGGCCCAAGGAGGCAGAAAGUGGCGAGGAGCCUGGGCGCCGGCACCGAGCGCGGCACAAGGCACCACCCACGCAGGAGGCCAUGGAGAAGGAGGGCGAGGGCCCCGAAGGGGACCAGGAGGUCCGGAGCCGCCAGCUCAAGGACCCUCCCUGUGACCUGGAGGCCCGUGGGGUGAUGGGUGUGGACCCUGUGCAUGCACUCCCCAGCACCUGUCUUCAGAAGGUGGAGGAACAACCAGAGGAUGCAGAUAAUCAGCGGAAUGUCACUCGGAUGGGCAGUCAACCCUCAGACCCAAGCACCGCUGUGCAUGCCCCAGUAACACUGACAGACCCUGCUGGGGAGACCACAGCAGUUCCCAGUGGUAACGUGGACCUGGAAAGCCAAGCAGAGGGGAAGAAGGAAGUGGAAGCUGAUGAUAUGCUGAGGAGUGGCCCCCGGCCCAUUGUUCCGUACAGCUCCAUGUUCUGUCUAAGCCCCACUAACCUGCUCCGUCGCUUCUGCCAUUCCAUUGUGACGAUGCGCUACUUCGAGACGGUCAUCCUUGUGGUCAUUGCCCUGAGCAGCAUCGCCCUGGCUGCCGAGGACCCUGUGCGGACAGACUCGUCCAGAAACAAUGCUCUGAAGUACAUGGAUUACAUCUUCACAGGUGUCUUCACUUUUGAGAUGGUGAUAAAGAUGAUUGACUUGGGGCUGUUACUUCACCCUGGAGCCUACUUCCGGGACCUGUGGAACAUUCUGGACUUCAUUGUGGUCAGUGGGGCCCUGGUGGCCUUUGCCUUCUCGAGCUUCAUGGGAGGAUCCAAAGGGAAAGACAUCAACACCAUCAAGUCCCUGAGGGUUCUACGUGUCCUGAGGCCCCUGAAGACUAUCAAACGGCUGCCUAAGCUUAAGGCUGUGUUUGACUGUGUGGUGAACUCUCUGAAGAAUGUCCUGAACAUCCUGAUUGUUUACAUGCUCUUCAUGUUCAUAUUUGCCGUCAUUGCAGUACAGCUCUUCAAAGGGAAGUUUUUCUACUGCACUGAUGAAUCCAAGGAGCUGGAGAGGGACUGCAGGGGUCAGUAUUUGGAUUAUGAGAAGGAGGAAGUGGAAGCACAGCCAAGGCAAUGGAAGAAAUAUGACUUCCACUACGACAAUGUGCUCUGGGCCCUGCUGACACUGUUCACAGUGUCCACGGGAGAAGGGUGGCCUAUGGUGCUGAAACACUCUGUGGAUGCCACCUAUGAGGAGCAGGGACCAAGCCCUGGGUUUCGCAUGGAGCUCUCCAUCUUCUAUGUGGUCUACUUUGUGGUCUUCCCCUUUUUCUUUGUCAACAUCUUCGUGGCCUUGAUCAUCAUCACCUUCCAGGAGCAGGGGGACAAGGUGAUGUCUGAAUGCAGCCUGGAGAAGAAUGAGAGGGCUUGCAUUGACUUCGCCAUCAGCGCCAAGCCCCUGACACGAUACAUGCCUCAAAAUAGGCAGUCAUUCCAGUAUAAGACGUGGACGUUCGUAGUCUCUCCGCCCUUCGAGUACUUCAUCAUGGCCAUGAUAGCUCUCAACACUGUGGUGCUGAUGAUGAAGUUCUACGAUGCACCCUACGAGUAUGAGCUGAUGCUGAAAUGCCUGAAUAUUGUGUUCACAUCCAUGUUCUCCAUGGAAUGCGUGCUGAAGAUCAUCGCCUUUGGGGUGCUGAACUAUUUCAGAGAUGCCUGGAAUGUCUUUGACUUUGUCACUGUGUUGGGAAGUAUUACUGAUAUUUUAGUAACAGAGAUUGCGGAAACGAACAACUUCAUCAACCUUAGCUUCCUGCGCCUCUUCAGAGCUGCACGGCUCAUUAAACUGCUCCGCCAGGGCUACACCAUCCGCAUCCUGCUGUGGACUUUUGUCCAGUCUUUCAAGGCGCUGCCCUACGUGUGCCUCCUCAUCGCCAUGCUGUUCUUCAUCUACGCCAUCAUCGGCAUGCAGGUGUUUGGCAACAUUGCCUUGGACGAUGACACCAGCAUCAAUCGGCACAACAACUUCCGGACGUUCUUGCAAGCCUUGAUGCUCCUGUUCAGGAGUGCCACAGGGGAGGCCUGGCACGAGAUCAUGCUGUCUUGCCUGAGCAACCGGGCCUGUGACCCAAAUGCCAAUGCCAGCGAGUGCGGGAGUGACUUUGCCUACUUUUACUUCGUAUCCUUUAUCUUCCUUUGCUCCUUUCUGAUGCUGAACCUCUUUGUGGCUGUCAUCAUGGAUAACUUUGAGUACCUCACGCGGGACUCUUCCAUCCUGGGGCCGCACCACCUAGACGAGUUCAUCCGGGUCUGGGCCGAGUACGACCCGGCUGCAUGUGGGCGCAUCAGUUACAAUGACAUGUUUGAGAUGCUGAAACACAUGUCCCCACCUCUGGGGCUGGGGAAGAAAUGCCCUGCUCGAGUUGCAUACAAGCGCCUGGUUCGCAUGAACAUGCCUAUCUCCAGUGAGGAUAUGACAGUGCACUUCACCUCCACACUGAUGGCCCUCAUUCGGACAGCAUUGGAGAUCAAGCUGGCCCCAGCUGGGACAAAGCAGCACCAGUGUGAUGCGGAGCUGAGGAAGGAGAUUUCCUCAGUGUGGGCCAAUCUGCCCCAGAAGACUCUAGACUUACUGGUACCACCCCACAAGCCUGAUGAGAUGACAGUGGGGAAAGUCUAUGCAGCCCUGAUGAUAUUCGACUUUUACAAACAGAACAAAACCACCCGAGACCAGAUUCACCAAGCUCCAGGAGGCCUGUCCCAGAUGGGCCCCGUGUCCCUGUUCCAUCCUCUGAAGGGCACCCUGGAGCAGACACAGCCGGCUAUGCUCCGAGGAGCUCGAGCUUUCCUUCGGCAGAAGAGUUCCACCUCCCUUAGCAACGGUGGGGCCAUACAAACCCAAGAGAGUGGCAUCAAGGAGUCGGUGUCCUGGGGCACACAGAGGACCCAGGAAGCACUCUACGAGGCCAGGGCGCCACUGGAACGUGGCCAUUCUGCAGAGAUCCCUGUGGGGCAGCGGGGAACACUGGCUGUGGAUGUCCAGAUGCAGAGCGCCGCCCUGAGGGACCCGGAUGGAGAGCCCCAACCUGGGCUGCAGAGUCAGGGCCGAGCCGCCUCUAUGCCCCGCCUGGCCGCAGAAACACAGCCUGCUCCUGACGCCAGUCCCAUGAAGCGCUCCAUCUCCACGCUGGCCCAGCGCCCCCAUGGGGCCCACCUCUGCAGUGCUGCCCUGGACCGCCUGGCCCCCGGCCAGGUGCCACAUCACCAUCAUCACCGCUGCCACCGUCGCAGGGACAAGAAGCAGAAGUCCUUGGAAAAGGGGCCCAGCCUGUCUGCCGACACAGAUGGUGCACCCAGCAGCACCCCAGGACCUGGCCUGGCCCCAGGCGAGGGGCCCGCAGGCUGCCGGCACGAGCGCAGGCAAGGACGUGGCCGGUCCCAGGAGCGGAGGCAGCCCUCGUCCUCGUCCUCCGAGAAGCAGCGCUUCUACUCCUGUGACCGCUUUGGGGGCCGGGAGCCCCCACAGCCCAAGCCCUCUGUCAGCAGCCACCCCACGUCUCCGACAGCUGGGCUGGAGCCGGCGCCUGCCCCCCAGGGUGGUGGCUCCGUCACUGGCAGCCCCUUGCUGUCCACAUCUGGUGCUAGCACCCCAGGCCGAGGUGGGCGGAGGCAGCUCCCGCAGACCCCCCUGACGCCCCGCCCCAGCAUCACCUACAAGACGGCCAACUCCUCGCCUGUCCACUUUGGCGGGGCUCAGAGCAGCCUCUCAGCCUUCUCCCCUGGCCGGCUAAGCCGAGGACUUUCUGAACACAAUGCCCUGCUCCAGAGAGACCCCCUGAGCCAACCCCUGGCCCCUAGCUCUCGCAUCGGCUCCGACCCUUACCUGGGGCAGCGCCUGGACAGCGAGGCCUCUGCCCACGCCUUGCCUGAGGACACGCUCACCUUUGAGGAGGCCAUGGCCAGCAACUCAGGCCGCUCCUCCAGGACUUCCUAUGUGUCCUCCCUGACCUCCCAGUCCCACCCCCUGCGCCGCGUGCCCAAUGGCUACCACUGCACUCUGGGACUCAGCACCGGCGGCCGGGCUCGGCACAGUUACCACCACCCUGACCAAGACCACUGGUGCUAGCUGCACCGCGACUGCCGUGCACCUGGCCGGCGGUGUGCGCUCCAGUUGAUGAGUUUUAUCAUCUGCACUGGGCUCGGGCUGCAGCCCCUGGACGAGGGGCCUCACUGGUGGCCUCUGUGGUAGAGGCUCCCCCUUUUACACUGGAAGGACUAAUACAGCCCUUCCUCAGAGGGUUGUGGCUGUGUCUGUCCCCCUUGUGUGCUGCCUUCCUGGCUCUUGUGCCACACAUCACGAUCCUGAGCCGGAGGUGGCUGAGUUGAGAGGGACCCAGCGGGUCCACACCCCACGUCGUGGCCCCCAGCAUCCAGGGCGUGUGCUCAGACCUGCGGUAGGAGGUCUGAAUCUCGUGGCAGCACCCUGUAUCCAGAUUGUUGUGUGGAGGGUAGGGGCAUGCCUGAAAGCAUGAAGAGGGCCCAGCCAUGGCCGGGCAUCUCUUGCCGGCCUCUGUGAUUCUGUGUCUGUCGUUGCUUGUGGCACUGAACAGCAGAUGUAUGUAGAAACACACUGUCCUUCCCCAAUCACUGUUGCCCCAAAAGGGACCAAAUCCAGAGAACGUUUGUGCUGUCGAUUCCGGUUUUUGGUCACAACACCCUUCACUCUUUGUCAUUUCAAUAUACUUGAUCUAGAAAAACUGAAACUAGGAAACAUGACUGAGGAAACAUUAACAUAACAUCAACCCAUAGAAAAGUCUCCACUUUUCAUUGUGUGUUUCUGUACUUGUGUGAGAAGAUGUUCCUGUGUGGACUGUGCCUGGCCUGGGCCCCCAGCCCCAGCAAGCCUGACAGCUGCUGCUGGACCAAGUGCCUGACCUCCAGCUCCUGGGCACUGUGUGAGGCGAGGCCUUGUGAGCUGUCACUCAUGGAUUAUGUGAAAACUGCUUAGAACGGCAGCUGGGUAGGAAGCUCAUGUCUGCAGGAGCAACAGAUGACACUCAGCAGCACAGCGCAGUGAGGACAGGUGUCUUUGCCCAUGUUCUUCCCACAAGAGGAUUUAGGAAAGACGAAGAGCAGCAGAGUGCAUGCUUGUGUGAGGCAUUUUCAAUCUGUUCUAUAUCUGAUUCUCAGGGAUGGGAUGCCUGCCAAGUAGGGCAUGAUCUCUGUUGUGCAUGAAGUGACUUCACCAAAAGCUAAAGGAGCGAAAGUUAGUGGGGAAGAGGGAGCUAGUGACUAGGGGGUUGGAUGUAGGGCCAUUGUGGCAGAAGGGAAAAAGUCAUAGCAGGUGACUGGUGGAGGAGAAAUGGCUCCUGAGCUAUGGCUGUGGCCUCAGUUCCUCACCCCAGGCAUAGGGAGGCAGUAGUCAAACCUAACCUCACAGCCACUGUCCAAAGGGAAAGCCCAUAGUCAGGACGGUCUUUGGUGUGUAGAGAAUGUUGAGAGACCUUCUUUCAUGAAGAAGGGUGCAUGUAGACAAGUCCAUCAGUGUGUCCUUUGUGUUGGAACUUCAGAUGAUUUCUCUGUGGGAUUGUUGGCUUCUACCCUAUGAUUCUCCUCAAGCUACGUGUGACCCAUGUAUGCGUGUCUGGGUGUAUGUGGUUGUGUGUUGCGUGGAUGUCAAUCAUAGGGCUAUGCAACAAAAGACACAUUUAAUAGAAACAAAACACACAAGACCACCACUUGGUCUAGAGUUUCAGCAUGAUUGUGACCAAACCUUUUUAUAGAAUUUCCUUAUGUGAAGGCACAACACUCUGCAACUCUAAUGGUAACAGAGUAUUUUAAUCUGAUAGGGUAAAAUUAUGCAGGAAUCUUGGUCUGUGCAUGUGACUCUGUGCUCACGUUGCAAAGUAGAAGGAUGUGCAUUUCAAUACUGUUUUGUCUUUGUUCCUCCAGCCCAUGUUAUCUUGGGUGUCAAAAUGUAUACAUUCCAUGUAGAACCACAGUAGUCUCCCAGGCAGUCAUGGGUCAAGAAUAUUCUUUUCUAGACUCAUACAACCUAGCUAGCUUGCCUGGAUUCUUUUAGGCAUUGGCAUUCAUGAAAUUACAAGAAGGGAAAGGGGUCUUAUUUUCCUAACUAGGUUUGUUUCUGUACUGUCUCUUCUCAAGUUACUGUCUGUUUCCUCUAAAAUAUAGUGAGUUGCCAAAUUUGAAAUGCAUCAACCAGCUAUCUGCAUCUGAAAUCUGUCAAGCGGUGGCUGUACUUCGAACAAGUUAUGUGUGCAUGUAAAAUAUAUACAUAUAUACAUUAUACAAGUAUGUGCAUGAAAUGUAUAUCUUCAUACUUUUUGAUACAAUGUAUUCAUUUGUUAAUUUUUAAUUAUAUUUGAUAUAAAUUGAAGGUUUGUUGUAAAACUUUAUAUUUAACAACAGUGUUAAAGAGAGAGAGAGAGAAGUCCCAGCCAUGCAAACCAAUUGGGACCUACUUUUAAAAAUCCUGUGAUUAGUUUACUGCCUGAGUAGUAUUUACAAGCCAAAAUUUGGAUUCUGGUAUUGUUUCUACAGUGACCUUUUGUAUGAAGCAAAAGUCCUUGGAUUAAAAUAAAAACUUA